CAUACACAGGGGUGGUGAAUUGUGCAGAGCGAGGCUAUCGCAGUUGGAAGCAAUUUUUUGGGGAGGGGGUAAUUCGCAUCUAUGGAGUUACUUUGUAUCCACUCCUAGGCUGGAGGAGGCAUCUGAGGAGCCGGCGGGGUUCGGUCCCCAGCUGUGUUUGGGGGUCUUUGCCGGCUGGUUUAAUUUUUUAUUUUUGCAAUGAUAAGUGGCUGAUGAUCUGCCUGCUGCUGUCUCCGUGCCCCCUCCCCCAAGGUGUUUUAAUUUCGGGAGCAUCCCUUUCUCCCUCCCCCCUGCCCUUCCUGUCCUCCUAACCUGAGGGGAUAUCAACUCCCGAGGACGCCUCCCCGCAAGGUAAAACCGAACUGGAGCUGCUGUUGCUACUGCUGCUGCCGCCGCUGCUGCUGAUGGAAGAAAAGAGGCGAAAAUACUCCAUCAGCAGUGAUAACUCCGACACCACUGACAGUCACACCACCUCCAAUUCAAGAUGUUCCAAGAUUCCCACCAACAAGCCCAGUUGGCCCAGGCAAAAAGAGAAGAAACCAUCAGAGGUAUUCCGGACAGACCUGAUUACAGCCAUGAAAAUCCCGGACUCCUAUCAGCUCAGCCCGGAUGAAUACUAUAUUCUAGCAGAUCCCUGGCGGCAGGAGUGGGAGAAAGGUGUGCAGGUGCCAGCAGGCACAGAGGCCAUCCCUGAACCUGUGGUGAGGGUCCUCCCUCUGCUGGAGAAUACCCCUGGCCAGAUCUCCCCGAGUAGCCUGUCCGGCUCUGAGCUCAGCGAGGUCACCAGACCCUAUUCCCGCUAUGACCUGGACGAGAUUGACGCUUACUGGCUAGAGCUUGUCAACUUGGAGCUGAAGGAGAUGGAAAAGCCAGAGUUGGACGAGAUGACCAUGGAGAGGGUGCUGGAGGAGCUAGAGACUCUGUGUCACCAGAACAUGAACAUGGCCAUCGAGACCGAGGAAGGGCUGGGCAUUGAGUAUGACGAGGACGUGGUGUGUGACGUGUGCCGCUCACCGGAGGGCGAGGAUGGCAAUGAGAUGGUGUUCUGUGACAAAUGCAAUGUGUGUGUUCAUCAGGCCUGCUAUGGAAUCCUCAAAGUCCCCACGGGAAGCUGGCUUUGCCGGACCUGUGCCCUGGGUGUCCAACCCAGAUGUCUGCUGUGCCCCAAAAGGGGGGGAGCCCUGAAACCAACACGGAGUGGGACCAAGUGGGUGCAUGUCAGCUGUGCCUUGUGGAUUCCUGAGGUCAGCAUUGGAUGCCCAGAGAAGAUGGAACCAAUUACCAAGAUCUCACACAUCCCUGCGAGCCGGUGGGCCCUGUCCUGUAGUCUGUGCCGGGAGUGUACGGGGACAUGUAUUCAGUGUUCCAUGCCAUCCUGUAUCACUGCAUUCCACGUCACAUGCGCCUUUGACCACAACCUGGAAAUGAGGACUAUAUUAGCCGACAAUGAUGAAGUGAAAUUCAAGUCUUUCUGCCUAGAGCACAGCAGCGGGGCUCCUAAGCCCCCCGAGGAGGCCCGCGGAGUAAGGGGAGAGGCUGGUUCGGUGUCCGAGCCCAGCCAGCCUGCCUUGGACUUGGAAAAGGUGACCUUGAGGAAACAGAAGCUGCAGCAGCUGGAAGAGGCCUUCUACGAGCUCGUGAAGCCUGAAGAGGUGGCGGAGAACUUGGACCUUUCCGAGACCCUUGUGGAUUUUGUCUACCAGUACUGGAAGCUCAAGAGGAAAUCUAACUGCAACAAGCCCCUCUUGACCCCCAAAACCGAUGAGGUGGACAAUUUAGCCCAGCAAGAACAGGACAUCCUAUACCGGCGGCUCAAGCUGUUCACGCAUCUUCGGCAGGACCUGGAGCGAGUUAGAAAUCUGUGCUACAUGGUGACAAGGCGAGAGAAAAUGAAACACUCCAUCUGCAAACUUCAGGAACAAAUAUUCCACCUUCAGAUGAGACUUAUUGAAAAGGAUCUUUAUCGAGAACAACCUGGGAAGAGAAGCAAGGGGAAGAAGAAUGACUCCAAAUGGAAAGGAAGGGAUAGUAGGAAGACGAGCCCUGAAAAGAAAGAGAAAAUGAAGCCAGGCAAUGAGUUGGUCCUGGGGCAGCUCGGCUUGUCCACCUCUUUCCCCAUCGAUGGGACCUUCUUCAACAGCUGGUUGGCCCAGUCGGUGCAGAUCACUACAGAGAACAUGGCCAUGAGUGAGUGGUCCCUGAACAAUGGGCACCAUGAGGACAACACAUCUGAGCUCCUCUCUGAGGAGCUGCUCCAGGAUGAAGAGACCCUGUUGAGUAUCAUGAUGGACCAUUCCCUAAAGUCUCCCUUCAAGCACAGUGACUCCACCAAGAAGUCCCAGAGCAAAGCAAGGCCAACGAAUAAGAAGAAGGUCCCUCGGGACAGCCUCAGCUCCCUGCUCUCAGACCACCCAGAGGACUCUGGCCAGCGGACUGCCCCAACAGACCACACCAUGAAACCCUUGAACCAUGACUCGGGGAACAGCAAGGCCACUCGUGGGGCAACCAGGAUACCUACAGAUCGCAAAGGAGCCAGUGGGGAAGUUCGGAAGACUCCAAAAAGGGGACCUUCUCACCACUCUCCCAGCCCCAAAACCCAUGACUCCAAUGUCCUGGCGGGCUCAAGAAGCUCCCCACACGAGGACAAGGAGACUGUAGACGCAACUCCGCUGCUUGAGACUAACAGCCCGAUUCAAGUGCCUGGCUCGUUGGGGAGUCCAAAAACAGUAGUGAGGUUCAGAUUGCCAAAGGAGGGCAAAGAGACUAGGAAGCUGCCGAAUCCAAAGCCCGAGGCAAUGAAUAGACCUCCAGCAGGGGAAAGGCCAAAGGUCACCUUGCACUUUGACAAUGAGACCGAUGGCUACUUCUCUGAUGCAGAAAUGAGCGACUCUGACUCCGAGCCAGGGAGUGGCAGGGUUCAGCUAAACCAGAAGGAUUCAGGAAAGGAGGAGGUAGUCAGAAUGAGCGUUUUGGCAUCCUAACUCAACCAGAUAACCAACUGUGACAGUUCUUAAGAGGCCUAAACCCAGUUACAACUGCCAUUUUCAAUUUCUGCCUGGUAUCAUAUAACAAAGGGGUUCCAUUCUUGGUGGGGUGGGAGUUUUCAUUUGUUUUAUAUCUAUAGUUUAAAAUUGAGCACCGUUGUCUUUCUCUGUAUGCUGGACAUAGGACAUAAAAGCUUCCACUCCCCUGACCUGGGUGACAAGAGUCAUCCCUUUUAAUAAUUUAACUUCAAUAAUUUAACCCAAUGAAGCAAAAUGCCAGACACUGGCAUUCAGGGACUGGGGAUCCUGGCCCCAUCUGGGAUCACCCAAGGCAUCAGUAACAAGAGGUCUGAUAUUGCCAGUACCCAUUGUUUCUGCAGGGAUGACAGUCUUAUGGGCAUUAUUCCAAGGCAAAGACAAGUAAACUCAUUUCCUGCUUUGCCCAGGGUUCAGCACCCAGUCCAAAGGCUGGGUCAGGAGUCAGGUUCCAGGGGUAUAGCUGAACCCCUCUCCGCAGCGAGGCAACACCCCCCAACACCCAAGGAAGUAGAAUAAGCGAAACCUAAUACAGAACUAACUUUUCUAAAGCACAAAGAGCUUAUUUGAAGAAAGCACUUAAGGGUGGGGGAGAACACUCCUUUAACAGAAGCCUUGUCAAUUUGUUCCUCUCACCUUUUCCAGUUCAAUCUGCUUCCAUGCCAAGGCUGAGGGCCAAACCCUUCGGCCAGCCACCCCUUUCCUCCCAGCACUGUGCCUGAGUGGCCAUAGGAAUUACCCAGAGGGAAAAUACGUCCCACAGGCGGGGCUCCCAGCCCUUGGCUUCAAGAGACUUUUACUCAGGUGUAUCCAUUAGCCAAAUGGGACCAGGGAGGGGGCUGGAGGAAAAGGUCAAGGCAUUCACUUUGCAAAACAGGAAAAGAAUAAACAUUUAAAACUUGAAUGCGUUAACUGUAAAAGCAAAGUCUCCUUCCUGGAACAGGUGACAGCUAGUCUCCUUGUAGUCCCUGUCCUGCGCAUUGGAAAGCAAAUCAGAUCGUUGGCCUUGUAGCGGUUUCCAGUCUUAACUAAGACGACAAGUUUCUUCCUUCAGUUUUCUUUUGGAAAAAUGCUCCUACCUACAAGCCUGCGAACUCCUUGGGGAAAUAGAAAGGGGAGGGUUGAUUCGUUGAAGUCAGUAUUCUAAAACCUAGAAGAUUUUCAUGCAUAGAAAUGCCCCUUCUAAGCCUUAAAAGUUUUUUAAAAACCCGUGAUGAUACCUAUGAGUCAGGCAAGUUUCUGUGUUUGCACUUAACCCACCCCCAUCCUUUCAGUUCUGGCUUCCAAGGUCACAGUUGAUUUGCGCUAAUGUAUUUGGUUGGAGUGACCCCAGGGUGAUUGACAGCUCAGGGAACAGAAACAACCGCAAAAUUCAGUGAAACUUUUUUUUUAAUUUUUUUUAUUUUUAAGAAUUACACCUGGGACACUUCUUCAACUGGCAAAACCAGAACUUUUCAAACAAGAACCUUGCAAAUGUCAAAUGAAUCAGUUGAAUAAUUUUGUGGAUGCCAAAGAAUCUUUUGACAAUAACACAGCAGCACAGCCUGGACCCAGAAAUUGGUCACUUGGAUUUCUUUUUUUUUUUUU
Trichosurus vulpecula (common brushtail) is the source of this 4607-nucleotide messenger RNA. RefSeq names its product jade family PHD finger 2 (gene JADE2). NCBI's taxonomy places the organism in Eukaryota, Metazoa, Chordata, Mammalia, Diprotodontia, Phalangeridae. The record is from RefSeq and is a predicted model, not a curated record. The transcript has 12 exons. Gene Ontology annotation, biological process: regulation of transcription by RNA polymerase II. Gene Ontology annotation, cellular component: histone acetyltransferase complex. The coding region runs from base 405 to 2981 and encodes 858 amino acids.